Talaromyces marneffei is the source of this 1224-nucleotide messenger RNA. RefSeq lists its product as uncharacterized. The coding region runs from base 1 to 1224 and encodes 407 amino acids. Gene Ontology annotation, biological process: protein targeting to membrane; peptidyl-L-cysteine S-palmitoylation. NCBI's taxonomy places the organism in Eukaryota, Fungi, Ascomycota, Eurotiomycetes, Eurotiales, Trichocomaceae. The transcript has 3 exons. Gene Ontology annotation, molecular function: protein-cysteine S-palmitoyltransferase activity. The record is from RefSeq and is a predicted model, not a curated record. Gene Ontology annotation, cellular component: Golgi apparatus; endoplasmic reticulum.
AUGGGGCUGAUCACUCUACGUACCGCAGCACUGAGCGUGCUGGGCCUUUCUGUUCUUGUGUUUAUUGCGCUUUUUGGUCGACUGCCAGUGUUUAGGAAAACUCCGAUCGGCUUCUUACAUCGACUCCUUUGGAUCUACAUUCCGCAUGGUCUUGCUCGUCUAGAUCUGCUUCUAUUAGGCGGUCGAUUAGUACCAGGCUGCCAAAGAUUUGGCCGGUAUAUAGCUUAUGACAACCAUCCGUUGGUCUUGAUAUUCUUCGUAGGACUACUAGCAAUAUCAGAAUUGGCGUUUGUGCCGAGAGCAUGGCCAAGAUUAGGAACAGCUCAUCGAUUAUUUGUUUCGAUAGCAGUUACUCUGCCAUACGCUUUCCUAUAUGCAUGUGUCACAAUCAAAUGUUUCAUUACACCUGAAAACGUGAAGGACGAGUUGGCCCAUUAUCCGUACGAUAGAGUACUCUUUCACCCGGGAAGAGAAUGCUCAACGUGCCAUCUUUUGAAGCCAGCACGUAGCAAGCACUGCAGUACUUGCAAUGCUUGCGUUUCUCGACAUGACCACCACUGCAUCUGGUUGACCAAUUGCGUGGGUCGCCAGAAUUACCGUUACUUUCUGGCGUUGCUUUUAUCACUCUCGAUAAUGCUCACCUAUGGCAUGUAUCUAGGACAUAUGUUGCUUGAAGAGAACUUGCAAAAGGCGUUCGGAACUGGAGGGGCUCCCUGGGGCAAGUCGAUGUCUUGGAUGACAUGGCUCAACUUCUGGGCUUUGGCGGUGGCUGAUGAUAUUCGAAUCGGCAUGGUAUUUCUGUUGGCGGCUAUGACGGCUCCAUUAGCAUUCGGUUUUUUGGUUUAUCACAUUUAUCUAGUAUGGGCAGGUACUACAACAAACGAGACCGCUAAAUGGGAUGAUUGGAAAGAAGAUAUUGCUUAUGGACUUGUUUACAAGGCCAAGAGAAGCCAAGUUUACAAGACACCGAGGCAGCGGGAUGAGUCGAUUGAGCCGGAAACACGAUGGCCUGCGACCACUGACCAAGUACUCAUUAUAACGAACGAACCUCCGAGGCUAGGCUUUUCGGUUUCUUUGCAAUCAAACUCGAUUCUGCAGGCAGAGGACGAGCACGCCCCUGUUGACCCGAGGUUUGAUCCCGUCGCGAAGCUUCAGUCUCUUGAAAAUUUAUAUGACUUAGGCUUCUGGGGUAAUUUACGCGAUGCAUUGAAUUUGGCCGCGUAG